Megachile rotundata (alfalfa leafcutting bee) is the source of this 1942-nucleotide messenger RNA. It is a transcript of the gene mtDNA-helicase, whose product is annotated as mitochondrial DNA helicase. NCBI's taxonomy places the organism in Eukaryota, Metazoa, Arthropoda, Insecta, Hymenoptera, Megachilidae. Gene Ontology annotation, molecular function: 5'-3' DNA helicase activity; ATP binding; single-stranded DNA binding. The record is from RefSeq and is a predicted model, not a curated record. Gene Ontology annotation, cellular component: mitochondrion. Gene Ontology annotation, biological process: mitochondrial DNA replication.
UGUAAAAUGUUUGUAAAAUUAUUUCUACAAACUUUUAUUAGACAAAAGAAACAAAUUAGAAAUUCAAUUAUUAAGCAUUAUAUUCAUGUGGACAACAAAGAAUCUAUGCUAAAUGUAUCCAUAUCGCAUGUGAAACAUUGUUUCAAACAACGCUGUUUAAAUGCAACAGAAGGAUAUGUAUGCAUUAUAGCAGAGUGUCCAAUAUGUAUUGAUACAAAAAAAGGUGCAAAAAUAUAUAUAAAUAAAACAACAGGAUUUUUUAUUUGUGAUCAGUGUAAAUAUACCGGUUCAUGGAAUAUAUUGGAAAAAUUUUUAUCAAUACAGAAAUCAAGUGAGAAAUCAAAAGAACUCGAUAUAUUAAAGAAAAGUUGUCAUGUAGAAGAAAAUUUUCAACAAAGAUGGAAUGAUAAAAUAAAAAAUUGUCAAAAUGUUGCAGAUAUGUCUACAGAAGAAUAUAAUAGUCUUCUCAACACUUUUUCAUUUCCUUAUGUUUUACAAAAAAAUAUAUCAGAAUUAAAUUGUUUCUAUGAAAAGGAAACCAAUAAAUUAUAUCUCCCACUAAUAGGUUUAAAGAAUUCUAUAGUUGGAUAUAAGGUACUUACCCCUGAGCCAGGAAAGGAACAAACAAUUCCUAGUUCUGGAAUUAGUGGGUGUAUUAAAUACAAAAACAAUAAGAAUAAAAGUGAUAACACUGCUGUGGUUGUAGGAAUGGUGGAUGAUCUACUAGCUUUAAUGUCAAAACAAUUAACAAAUACAAUCAUUUGCCUUUCUUAUAAUUUAAAAAAUUUACCUCAACAGUUAUUACCCUUUAUGGAAUCUUUUAAGAAAUUAAUUUUGUGGUUUGGAAAUGAUGAAACAAGCUGGCAUACUGCUAGACAUUUUGCAAAAAAGCUGAAUGAAAAACGAUGUUAUUUUAUUAGACCAAUAGAUUCACAGCCUCGGCCAAAAUUAGCUGUUGAAAUUGGUUAUGAUUUUAAAAGUAUUCUUCAAAAUGCUCAACCUGUGUGGCAUAAAAGUAUAAUUACUUUUCAAGAAAUUAGAGAAGAUGUAUUAAGUGAUUUGCAAAAUAUUGAAAAAGUACAGGGUGUAAAAUGGAAAAGAUAUCCAACUUUGAAUCGUAUACUAAAAGGUCAUAGAAGAGGAGAAUUUACAAUAUUAACAGGACCAACAGGAAGUGGUAAAACAACUUUUAUGAGCGAAUAUUCCUUAGAUUUAGCAAUGCAAGGUGUUAGCACUUUAUGGGGUAGUUUUGAAAUAAGGAAUGUACGUUUAGCAAAAACUAUGCUACAACAAAUGAUUGGUGCUCCUUUAGAUAAAAAUUUAGAAGAUUUUAAUAGGUAUGCUGAUGAUUUUGAGAAAUUACCAAUUUAUUUCAUGACAUUUCAUGGCCAACAAAAUAUCAAAGUAGUGAUGGAUGCGGUUGAACAUGCAACAUAUGUUCAUGACAUAGCUCAUGUGGUGAUUGAUAAUGUUCAGUUUAUGAUGGGAACAUCAGCUGAUUCAAGACAUAUGGAUAGGUUUUGGACACAAGAUAAUAUUAUAUCAAGAUUUAGAAACUUUGCCACUAAAAGUAAUUGUCAUGUAACUGCAAUAAUACAUCCAAGAAAAGAACGUAAUGAUGAAGACCUGACAACUUCUUCCAUUUUUGGGAGUGCAAAAGCAAGUCAAGAAGCAGAUAAUGUUCUUAUUAUUCAAGAUAAAAGACUUACCAGUGUCCGAGGCAAAAAAUACUUGCAGGUAGCUAAAAACAGGUAUAGUGGUGAUUUAGGUAUUAUGGUAUUAGACUUUGACAAAUUAAGUCUGAGCUAUGCUUCAAAAAUGAAGGUAAAAGAGAAAGAAAAAUCUACAGUAAAGAAACCUUUGACAAGUGAACAAUAAAAUGACUACACUGAAAGAAUAUUUUGUAAAAAGUAUCAAAUAAAUAUUAUGUUUUGUAUAUAUA